Molecule: messenger RNA, 4938 nt
Organism: Ceratitis capitata (Mediterranean fruit fly)
Lineage: Eukaryota; Metazoa; Arthropoda; Insecta; Diptera; Tephritidae
Gene: ssh
Product: protein phosphatase Slingshot
Exons: 8
Coding region: 1-4557 (1518 amino acids)
Biological process (GO): negative regulation of actin filament polymerization; actin cytoskeleton organization; protein dephosphorylation
Cellular component (GO): cytoplasm
Molecular function (GO): actin binding; protein tyrosine/serine/threonine phosphatase activity
Source: RefSeq, a predicted model, not a curated record
AUGAAAAGUUCUACAGGCGAAAAACGUAGGAAGCUCCGCCAAAUGAGCAUGGCAUUGGUAACCGUGCAGCGUUCACCAAGUGUUACUGGUUCGCCGCCACAAUGUGGCUCGGAAGCAGAAACAGAGGACGAUGAAGGCAAUAGAUCUGAAAAGAGUGAAAGUGCUUUAUCGGCUAAUGCUAAUACAUUAGGUAUUGUCCUUAAGGAUGUACCAGCAAAGACCAAUGAACGUCGAGCAAGUACAGAUUCAGCGAAAUCUACGAAUAGCACACAAAGUAAUAAUUCUGAUAUACAACAACAUUUACAGUCAAUGUUCGAUCUACUUAUGCAUGAGGAAACCUUGAAGAUGGCUGUUAAAUUAGAGUCUCAACGACCGAAUCGCACAAGGUAUCUAGUGAUUGUAUCACGUUGUUGUUAUCGCUCCACAACCACCGAUCGAAAAAAUAAAAUAAUGCGACAUAAUUCAACUAAAGCGAAUAACGCUAUAACAUCGGCGAAUAUCGUUACCAAGCGUCAAUCAUCCUCAGACAGUAUUCAGAGUAUGCCGCAACAACUACAACAACAACAGCAGCAGUCACAAACUGAGUCAAGUAGCGGCGGGGAGGAGUCCACAACAGAUGCUCAAGAGAAGCGCAUAUCCAGCGCAUCUCUAUCAAUGAAAUCAUCUCAACGGCAGAGCCUGAAAAGCGAUACAGAAAAAAUCAGUGCCUCGGGCGACUGUAGCAAAGUAUGCGAGGAUGGUGUCGAAGAAUCCUGCCUUCUGGGCAUUGACUGUAAUGAACGCACCACAAUUGGUUUAGUUUUGCCUAUACUUGCCGAUACGACAAUACACCUUGAUGGUGAUGGUGGCUUUAGCGUCUCAGUAUUUGGUAAAACACAUAUUUUUAAGCCUGUCUCAGUGCAAGCUAUGUGGUCUGCAUUACAAACUCUACACAAAGUAUCGCAAAAGGCUCGUGAGAAUAAUUUUUAUCCACGCGGACCAUCGCACGAUUGGAUUACGUAUUAUGAUAGCCAUAUCGAAUCAGACCAGUCUUGCCUGAAUGAAUGGAAUGCAAUGGAUUCAAUAGAAAGUCGACGCCCUCCGUCGCCAGAUGCCAUAAGAAAUAAACCAACCGCAAAGGAAGAAACUGAAAGUGUUAUUAAAAUGAAAUUAAAGGAAAUAAUGAUGUCUGUAGAUUUGGACGAAGUUACUUCAAAAUACAUACGCGGUCGGCUUGAAGAACUGCUUGAUAUGGAUUUGGGCGAGUUCAAGUCGUUUAUUGACGCCGAAAUGUUAACUAUACUGGGUCAAAUGGAUGCUCCAACAGAAAUAUUCGAUCACGUUUAUCUCGGCUCGGAAUGGAACGCCAGCAAUUUGGAAGAGUUGCAAAAAAAUGGGAUACGCCAUAUUCUUAAUGUAACACGUGAGAUCGACAACUUCUUCCCAGGCGUAUUUGAUUACUUUAAUGUAAGAGUAUGUGAUGAUGAAAAAACGAAUUUGUUGAAGCAUUGGGAUAAUACAUUUCGCUACAUAACACGUGCCAAGUCGGAGGGCUCCAAAGUAUUAGUUCAUUGUAAAAUGGGUGUCAGCCGAUCGGCUUCCGUUGUAAUCGCCUACGCCAUGAAAGCCUAUAAUUGGGAGUUUAAGCAGGCUUUGCAACAUGUAAAAGGAAGACGAAACUGCAUAAAGCCGAAUAAGAAUUUCCUUAAUCAAUUGGAAACUUACCGCGGUAUGCUGGAUGCAAUGAAGAAUAAGGAGAAAUUGCAACGCAGUAAAAGUGAGACGAAUUUGAAAAGCACAAAGGACGCACGUCUGUUGCCAGGUAGUGAGCCCACGCCACUCAUACAAGCGCUUAACCAGUCUAAAUCAAAAUCAACCGGUGGACGAGAAGAUGCAAAUUGUGGCGACAAUGUUAGUUCAGGUACGGAUGGUAAUAUCUUAGGCGAAAAAAUUGUUGGAAGAUCAAAAGUGUCGGCAGUCAUCAGUGGUGACGGUGCAAACGAAGCCAAGCAACGUCGCAUGGUGCGUCGAUCCAGUAGCACAUCACCGCAGGCGGUGCCACACGUGCCACAUAUGACUGUUGUUAUUAAACAACAAAGCCAAUCGUUGGAAAACCUAACGCCAGAAAGGAGUGUGGCUGAGGAGCCGAAAAAUAUGCGUUUUCCGGGAAGUAAUGGCGAAAAUUACAGUGUCACUCAAAAUCAGGUGCGACACAUACAAAAAAACGUACAACCACCGCCACCACCACCACCGCCUCCACCAGUAAACCCUUCAGAAGGUCAGCAAAAGCAAAAGCAGCAAAAACAACAAAUUGCAUCUGUACGUACACGAGUACAGAAUCUGGAGACACACACUAAUACCCGGAAGACAGCCGACGAUCGUAGAUCGCUUAACUUACAGUUUGGUCGUUCAGUAUCACACGAUACCGGCGCAACCGCAAGCCGAGUGGAAAUGUUACCUUCGUAUGCCGGCGACAGCACAAUACAGAGUGAGCACAGCCCCGUUUGGACAUGUUCGGCCAAACUUAUUACACAAACUUCAAACUUGAAAACUGACGGUGGUGGUGAUGAAGGUAUCGCUGAUACAUCAUCGCAUGUGGAUCGCGAUACUUUGGAUAUUUCCAAUUGUAUUACAAUGGAUGCAUCACCGACUGAGCCUAAACGAGAGGAGGUAAGGCGUCACAGUCGUAAAACUCAAUCAUGGACUGCAGUCAGCGGUACAAGUGACUUUGGUGGCGCCAGCAGAAGUGGCGGCAUAGUUUUGGAUCGUCUCAACGUGCUGGUAGCGGCUACAAAUGCCGGCAACUGUGGCGCCAACAAAUUGGGCUCCAAUAGCAGUAUUGAUUCGAUCUCAUCGAGUGUCUCGUCUUCGGCGACUACCACAUUUGAAGAGCGUGUGGUACCACGAACACAUAGGCACAGGGAUUUGCCCUCACGGCAUGCCUCCUGGGGUUCAGGCGAUACGCGUUGUGCUGCCCCAGUGCGCAACAGUUCCUGGUCAGCGUACGAUAGUAAUCGCAACUCUUGCCAAUAUGGCGGCGGCGCAAUAAUCGAGGGUCAAAUACAUGAACUUAAUAUCAAUAAGAGCAACAAGACUGCCACAUCCAUUUACCCGAGUGGAACGACACAACAUGUGGGCACUGUGAAACGCACGAAACAGAAAUUAGAACAAUGUGGAGGCGCUUGUAACACUCACACACUGAAAAAGCUGUGCCCAGAAAAUGGUGAGCGUUUGACUGAUGAGACCACGCUGGGUAUCAAUGUAAAACGUAGCGCCAAAGGUGCCACUAAUCUGUUUCGUAGCGCCUCUGCGGCCGGCUCUACACGCGCCCGCUCCACACCGUUCCGCUGUAAUAGCGUCGAAAUUGUGCCUGGAGGUACAACCGCUGCUAUAGGUGGCAACAACGCUGACACAGAAGCGAUGACCUGUCAAAUGGUUAUGCGCCGCAGUGAUGGCAGUCGCCCGUUGCACAAUGAUUUAUUCACUGCUUCCUCUGCGCCGGAAUCGUACACAAUAUCCGAUAUUGAAAACAAGAAUAUGCCACCACUUCAAAGUACUGACACAACCGCAGCCUUGGAUCAGGCUACCGUUGAUGAAGAUGAAGAGACAGUAGUGAUGCGUGGUAAUGCAGGCGGCAGCGUAAACGUUACUGAUCAACGUGUCUCCGGCACUGUGCAAAUACUCAAAAAGAAUUUUGAGGCGAAGGCAGGUAGUAGUGGUGGCAGCACGAGCAACACCGCGACCACAAACGUCUUACAAAUACAAACUGCAGUUUUGCCUGCGAAGAAAGGCCAUCACUCAUUGCCUUCUUCGCCAGUAGCGCAGCAUGUGGAUCCACAUCAGGCCCACCAAAACAAUCCGCAUAGCACAACUUCGACAACACAAAAUCCCACUGCAGCGGAACUGUGUGGAGAUGGGAUCACUGCUGAAAUAAUUGAUACCGUCACUACGGAAAAAAAUAUAACACAUCCUGUGUCGACGCCCGCCACCUUUACUGCUUCUACGGCGAUAACUGCAACGACGUCAUCGGCAUGCUCAUCUUCAUCAUCCACAUCCUCUACAUCCAGCAUGUGUGAGUCAUAUGUGGACCGAAACGUCAAAGUAUUGGUGCACAAAUACCAAACACCAACAACAAAAAAUGAUGUCGCAAUCGGCUCCAACCCAAUAUCAUCAAGUAUGUCCUCGUCAUCCGCUUCAACAUCUUCUUCAUAUUCAGUACCACCCACAACGUUGGUCUCUGUGGCUACAGCUACAACACACUGUAAGCCCCGCCGCCACUCCUACUACGAAAGUGGUGGACAUGCGUCGCACAAAACUAUGUCGAUGGGUGGUGGCAGGAGCGGUGUCGCUGGUGGUCGUUUGGCACAUGAAUAUAGUGAUAGCAGGCCACCACCUGCUCCAGCCAAAGUUACCCAAGCAACGCAUACCAACAUUGCUCAGACGUCAACCGCAGACAAUACGCAACAGCCGCAACAACAACAACAGCGUCGCUUGCAGCAACACGGCCGCACGCAUCCACUCAGUAGGUUAACGUUACCAAAACAAAGCUUCAAUGCAGCCGCAUACAAUACCAUGUAGAUUAUAUUAAUAGCGUUGCCGCACCCGUCCCCUUUUACCCGAUACUGUGUUAGGUGUACUCAUGUGUAUAAUGUUGUAAAAGCAUUUUCUCCAUAAUGACACCCUACCCGCCCACAAAAAAAAAAAAGAAAAAAGCUAAAAACUCAUACACACGCACUAGCGCUUCGGUGCGCACUUGAAAAUUAAAACAAGCAAUAACAACAAAUGUUUUUGUGCUUAAAAUAUCGGCAAAAGAAAUUCAUUUAAUUAGAAGCUAACUCAUAUCUUAACAUUUCUCGCGCUAACGCUUCUCUGCAUUUCUAAGCAUUUGCUAAACAAGUCCGCAUUGCUAUUUUUUUUCUACUAAAUAUGUACAUAUCUAGGUAUUUUUCGCAUAGUAAA